Messenger RNA from Camellia sinensis, 2530 nucleotides. The record is from RefSeq and is a predicted model, not a curated record. Lineage: Eukaryota; Viridiplantae; Streptophyta; Magnoliopsida; Ericales; Theaceae.
UAUAAGAGCAUUUUGCAUCGAUCGAGCAUCUCUCAACUAAACUGUCAAAUGCCUUGAAAUACAGAAGUCUGCACGCCACCAGAUGUCCUAAAACUGUCCGAAACGAGAGAGAGAGAGAUAACUUCAUGGCGGCGGCCACCGGAGCAGGACUUUUCUCAGCCGUUCUCUCGCCGGCCGCCGGGAGAUUCAAAUUCAAACGGAAAGUUCCGGUGUCGGCGACUGUUACGCCGACUCAGCCACCAGCUUUCACCGUCUCCGACAACGGAAGGUUGCAUGAGGCGGCCACCGUAUCCAAACGCAGCGAUAGCUCGGAGGCUAUGCCGGAAGAUCAACGGUUGAGCUUGAAGGAUUACUUUGAACUGUCCAAGGACAUGAUUAGAUCGGACGGUGGGCCGCCUCGCUGGUUCUCGCCAUUCGAGUGCGGAUCUCGAUUAAACGGCUCUCCUCUCUUGCUCUUUUUACCCGGGAUUGAUGGUGUUGGGCUUGGACUUAUUUUGCAGCAUCAAAGACUUGGAGAGAUCUUUGAUAUUUGGUGCUUGCACAUUCCAGUUAUGGAUCGAACACCAUUUGCAGACCUGGUGGAGCUGGUUGAAAGAACAGUAAGGUCAGAGAAUUGCAGUUCACCAAAAAGACCCAUAUAUCUUGUUGGAGAAUCCGUUGGAGCAUGCCUUGCACUAAGUGUUGCUGCCCGUAAUCCCGACAUCGAUCUUAUACUUAUCUUGGCAAACCCAGCUACAAGUUUCAGCAAAUCGCAGCUGCAACCUCUAAUACCUUUAUUACAAAUCAUACCUGAACAGAUGAUGCAACCUCUAAAACCUUUAUUACAAAUAAUGCCUGAACAGCUCCAUCUUACUCUGCCCUAUAUACUGAGUUUAAUGACAGGUAUUCCUUUCAAGAUGGUGAUGGCUACUGUGGAGAAAAGACUUCCUCUGCAAGAAACAGUUGGAGAACUAUCAGAGAGUGUUGGAGCAUUGUCGUCAUACUUUUCUGUCCUGGCUGAUGUUCUACCCAGAGAAACGAUUCUUUGGAAACUGCAGAUGCUCAGUUCAGCUUCUGCAGAUUCCAAUUCACGUCUCCAUGCUGUCAAAGCACAGACACUGAUACUUUCCAGCGGGAGGGAUUUGUUUCUACCAAGUCAAGAGGAAGGUGAAAGACUUCGUCGUACACUUCCACAAUGUGAGAUUCGCAGGUUUAAUGACAGCGGACAUGCCCUCUUCUUGGAAGAAGAUGUUGAUUUAGUAACCAUCAUAAAGGGUGCGAGUUUCUAUCGCCGUGCAAGAUACCUCGACUAUGCCUCAGAUUACAUGCUGCCAACCCCUUCUGAAUUCAAAAAAAUAUAUGAGUCAAACAGAUGGAUUGAGUUGGCUACUAGUCCUGUGAUGUUCUCAACUUUAGAGGAUGGGAAGAUUGUGAAAGGCCUUGCAGGGAUUCCUUCUGAGGGGCCGGUCUUAUUUGUCGGCUAUCACAUGUUGCUUGGGUUGGAAUUGGUUCCUUUGGUAUCCCGUAUUUGGAAAGAAAGAAAUAUUCUUCUGCGAGGGAUAGCACAUCCCAUGAUGUUCACAAAGUUGAGAGAUGGAUUGUUACCUGAGUUAUCAUCAUUUGACACAUUCAGAAUGAUGGGUGCAGUUCCUGUAUCAGCAACUAACUUCUAUAAACUUUUUGCUUCAAAGUCCCAUGUCCUAUUGUAUCCAGGAGGAAUGCGUGAGGCUCUUCACCGAAAGGGUGAGGAGUACAAGUUAUUCUGGCCACAACAAUCUGAGUUCAUUAGGAUGGCAGCAAGAUUUGGAGCAAAAAUUGUACCUUUUGGUGCUGUUGGAGAAGAUGAUGUUGGUCAAGUAGUCCUUGAUUAUCAUGAUCUCAUGAAGAUUCCUUAUUUUAGGGCUGGAAUAGCAGAACUUACUGAUGAGGCUGUGCAGUUGAGAACUGACACCGAAGGAGAAGUUGCAAACCAAGCUGUGCACCUUCCAAUUAUCUUACCUAAACUUCCAGGCCGCUUCUAUUACUUUUUUGGGAAACCAAUUGAAACAGAAGGGAGGAAGCAAGAAUUAAAGAGUAGGGAGAAAGCACACGAAUUGUAUGUAGAAGUCAAGUCCGAGGUUGAGAAAUGCAUUGCUUUCUUGAAGGAGAAAAGAGAACAUGAUCCUAAUAGAAGUAUACUGCCUCGAUUAAUUUUCCAGGCAACACAUGGUUUUGAUUCUGAAGUUCCAACAUUUGAACUUUGAUCUUUGUUCCCAUCAAAGGUGGGUUCCAUUCUUAGCUAGCACAUCAACCCACCCCAUGCAUGAUUCAUUUUCCCCUCAAAAAAGGAAAGAAAAUAAGUUAAUAAAUAGAUUCAAGGGUGGGGCUGGAUUUUAGGCAUUCAGAUUCUUGCUCGUAUAGGAUGUUGUUGUUGAUUUAGUUAGUGAUUGUCAAGUAAAGAUUUAUUUAACAAAUUUGUAAUACAUGAUGCAUGUACUGAAAUGGUUCUUGUAGCUCUUGCUUCGGCUAUUGAUAUCCUGGUUUAGAAAUUGUAAAACCUGUUGUUUGCUUC